Molecule: messenger RNA, 772 nt
Organism: Tripterygium wilfordii
Lineage: Eukaryota; Viridiplantae; Streptophyta; Magnoliopsida; Celastrales; Celastraceae
Exons: 1
Coding region: 59-586 (175 amino acids)
Biological process (GO): cellular oxidant detoxification
Source: RefSeq, a predicted model, not a curated record
CUUUUGUACUUAUCUGAAUGUACCCUUGGUUAAAGGUGGAUACAUUGAAUCUGGACAUAUGUUAUGUUCUCUUUUGGAGGCCAUAAAGAUUCGACAUCUGCAACUGUCAAACGACCACAACCAGAAGAAAAGAAUAAGCCAACAGCGAAGAAAUCACGAAUGUAUCUGGACAUAUGUUAUGUUUUCUUUUGGAGGCUAUAAAGAUUCGAGAUCUGCAACUGGCAAACGACCACAACCAAAAGAAAAGAAUAAGCCAACAGCGAAGAAAUCACGAAUGGAUCGAGCAGACGCAGGAGAGGAGCUAAGAAGGAGGAACGUGGAGCUGGAGAGAGCGCUGAAGGAGAGCAAGGAGAGGGAGGAUCAGAUGAGGGCCAAGCUUGAAAGAGCCUGUGAGAGGCUACGGGUGGCCGAGGAUGCUGAGGAGAGGCUCUGCUCCCAGCUUGCGGAGCUCGAGGCAGAGGCCGUCCUACAGGCCCGUGCAUAUCAGGCUCACAUACUCUCUCUCUUGGGUCAGCUUUCUCAGUCCCCUCGCAAUUGCACAAAGGAUCUUCCUCCAUCAAUUCCAACUCUGAAGGAGUUCGCUUGAAUUUUUGGGUUUUCUCUAUGGAGUACUGUAUUUGAUUUUAGAAUGGAUCUUGUUGUCUGUACAAAAAUACUUUCAUUAUCUUAUUUAACUGAUUGUUCAUCCUCCAAGGAUUUCUGUUCCCAUCUGAAUUCCAAGUAAUGGCGAUCGCCGCCGAAUCUGAUUCAAUCGCCGGUUACUUUAACCUCA